AUUGAAGUACGUGGCAUACAGGACUUAGCUCUGGGGGAAUGGCUAUCUUUUCCCUGGAUGGGGUGGCCAAGUCGAUCGAUUUGAAUAAAAAGAAGGUGCUGCAUUGAUUGCCAGGGUGCAUUCCAUGUACGAUCUUCGGCGUACACUCCAUUCACACCUUUUAUUAGAUUGUUUACAGCAAGUAACAGCGAAGUGUUCUACCUACCGAUCAGUUUUGAUGGUCCUAGCCAAAUGUUACAAGCAAACAAUUUUGGCGUCCUCUUGUCUUAAUUUCCACCCACUGAACAAAACGUUCCCCUUGGCGCGAAGAUCUUCGGCGUACACUCAGGUUUUUUUGGCGUUCUAAGUGCAAACUUAUAGAAAAAACAUUUUUGGCAUACGUAAAAUCUUGAAAACAAGAAAACAUAUGACACAAAUGUUGAUUGGGCCAUGGCAACGAAACGUGCUUCGAUUGUUCAUAGCCAGUUAGAGCAAAGUUUUCUACCCGUAUACGAUCAAUUUUAAUGUUUCUAGCCAAAUAUUACAAGCAAACAAUUUUAGCACCCCUUAUCUCCAUUUGCACCCAUAUUGAGGGGCCAUGGCCCCCUGCCCCCCCUUGCUACCACGCCACUUGGACUUAAAUUGUACGACGUAUCAUAAAAAUUUGAAUGCAUGUAAAUAAAAUUCUGCUUCAAUUUUGUAGGUUGACCAAGAAGUCAAUGCUCAGUUUCUGGGUUUGGUAGUUAGCGGUUACAGCAUUUUUCAGGUUAUUGGUUCCAUUUUGUUUGGUGCUUGGUGCAGGUACCGUCCAGCUAUCGAGCCAUUGUUGGCAAGCGCUUCUCUUCGCUUUAUUGGGAAUUUCUUGUACCUUUGUGCUGAAAACUAUCCUGGUUUUGCUGGGAAAAUGUUGAUUCUGUUGGCAAGGCUCAUUGUUGGUUUUUCAGCAGGAGAUAUAGCUGUUUGUCGCACUGUGGCAUCUCAGUCAACUGCAAAAGACGAGAAGAACAAUGCAUUGACAGUCCUGGUUGUAUUGGAAGAAUUUGGGUCUACAUUAGGUCCAGCUUUGCAAGCUGUAGCCGUACCCCUGCUUGGCAAAGGACUACAUUAUUCGUUUGUGAAUAUUGACAUUUUCAACAUUGCUGGAUGGAUCGGACUAGUGACGACAGUUUUCAGAAUAUUCAUCACUCUUAUCUGGUUCAAAGAACACAACAUUGAUGUGAAAGACAGCACAGGUGAUCUUCCAAAGCCGAACCUGCGUGCUGCUUUCGUUACGAUAUUUGCAUUUUUCGUCCUUUGUUGUGAUGUUGCGAUUAUUGAAACUAUGACAAGUCCAUUGCUUGCAGAAGAGUUUGCCCUGCGAAAAGACGAAGCGGUUCUGUACGCUGGGAUAACCCUGUCUUCGUUAAGUGUUAUCAACUUAGCAGCUUAUAUCAUCAUCAGACGUACACAAAACAGAUUUCGCGAAAGGUCCAUUCUUUUUGUUGGGUUCGUCGUCUUGCUCUUGGCAUUUGUUAUCUUCUUGCCUUGGGGAAGUGAGCACCAUAAACUUCAAACGAAAGGGUUUGUACAUGGCCUCUUUCAGCUGUGCUGGCUCAUUUGGAGAUUUGGUCGGACCACUGGUAAUGACUUCAUUGUAUGCACAUUUUGGACCCAGAGGAUUGUUUCUUUGUGCAGCGAUUGUGAACUUGAUAACUGCUACCAUGAUUGCAGGUUUUCAAACAAUAUUAGUUCCAUUCGAAGAAUAUAUUAAAGUACCUGGCGCCAAUAAGUGAUAAUUUAAGUAUACAAAACAAUAUAUGAUUGGGUUAUAAUUUUUUAGAGACUAAAUCAUGCUCUGUCUAUGUAAAGAUUUGACUUACCUGAGUCUCAAAAAUGUCAAACUUGUUAUUAUUUUUGGGCUAUUUCUUGUGAAAACCAGAUCUAAAAGGCAAAUAUUGUCUUCCAUAUACUUUUUCUGGAACGUUUUCUAAACUCUAUAUAAAAUGCGGAUGGCCGUCUUACACGAUCUGAAGUUUCAUCUUGAGCAUAUGUAUUGCAUUUAUCUAUUUGCUGUAAGUCUAAAAUAUUCUUAGGUUAGAACGUAUGGAAAAAUCUGCAAGCCAAGUUGUGAUGGCAAAAGAACAAUAUCUCGGAAAAUAAUCUAGAGAAAACAAUAGGAAAGAAAAUUCCUAAUUGGACUGUACCCCUUCUUCCUUGUAUGCAUAAAAAUUGUAUUGAUUUUGACGUCCUGUUUAUGUCUUUGUAAAAAAAGCGAAGAAUUUGGUAGCUUAUGGGAGACAGCGUUUAUUGGUUUCCUCUAAUAGGUGUGCUGUUUCUUUUUUGAAUUGAUGUACCAAAAAUGCGAUUGGGGAUGUCUCAAAAAGUACCCUUACCACUUUCAAGACAACUGCUGACAUGUUACCCCUGUUAAAGUUUGACUUUUAGAAUAGAGUACAAUCUCAGCCUGAAUAUUUUACCACAUAACUCGGUAAAACCUUCCCUCCAUUAAGACGUCAUAAAAUUACUGGAAUGACAACUUCAAGUCUAGAAGUAUAUCAAGUCUAUAAGUUCUCUUUGAAGUCAAACUUCGAUAAUACAACGUUGCUGUCGAGUUCAACUUUGUUUGGGGUUGAUGCCAAAAUUAUCUGGAUAUUUCGUGGAAAUCAUUGCAGGAAAAGUCGCUUUAAAAUGAAGUUUUUCAGGUUAUCACCAAGCAACUGACGCACUUUGCAGAGGAGUUGAGAAGGUUUUCGGUCUUCCAGUUCUUCCCAAAUCAGCAGUUGGUCAAAACGUUUUUGUUCUGAGGCCGAGGCUCGCUUGAUGAGUCCAGAUUUCAAAA
Molecule: messenger RNA, 2797 nt
Organism: Rhopilema esculentum
Lineage: Eukaryota; Metazoa; Cnidaria; Scyphozoa; Rhizostomeae; Rhizostomatidae
Source: RefSeq, a predicted model, not a curated record